AUGGCCGUAGUAUUCUGGAGGAUAGUGAUACUGGUUGUGGAAGGUGGGGUCACCAGGGGGUCGGUGCAUCAUGCUGGCGGCUUGUCCGUCCAUCAUGUAACCCAUUGUAGCUUCUGGACUGUAAGCCCCGCUUGGACCUGCGGACAAAGGCGGAAACACUACACGUUAUUACGGUUAGAACUCUGUUCCAUAAUUGGCAAGCGAGUAUGCGACAUGCUCGUCAAAACGAAAAGUCGUGCGCGUUUAGCUUUACCCACUCUACAGGGACCGCGACCAUGGAUUCCAGGGCGUAGAGAAUGCCGAAUGAGAAAAGCCGAAUUAAAGAAAAGAAGAUUCAUUUCGGGAAAAGCCAAGUUACGCGAGGAUGCCAAUGAACACGACGAGGACGACACUGUCAGCCCCCGAUACCAAGACGACGAUCCGCCGUUGCGGAAAACGGAAAUGUGCUCCGGAAGCUUCAACAAUCCCUCGAUGAAACUAUUGGUCAUCCGCGACGCAAUACCGGAUACACCGGAUCUCAUAAUUCAUUCUCUAUCCUAA
Molecule: messenger RNA, 540 nt
Organism: Cotesia congregata
Lineage: Eukaryota; Metazoa; Arthropoda; Insecta; Hymenoptera; Braconidae
Source: the annotation of a GenBank genome assembly